Aspergillus affinis is the source of this 13617-nucleotide messenger RNA. Its product is annotated as histone acetyltransferase TRA1. The record is from RefSeq and is a predicted model, not a curated record. Gene Ontology annotation, molecular function: protein phosphatase regulator activity; transcription coregulator activity; protein binding. Lineage: Eukaryota; Fungi; Ascomycota; Eurotiomycetes; Eurotiales; Aspergillaceae. Gene Ontology annotation, cellular component: NuA4 histone acetyltransferase complex; protein phosphatase type 2A complex; nucleus. Bases 1 to 13617 code for a protein of 4538 amino acids. Gene Ontology annotation, biological process: regulation of DNA-templated transcription; DNA repair; signal transduction. The transcript is spliced from 11 exons.
AUGAAGGGCUUCAGACAGAGAGUGCACGAGCAGUUGUCGAGAGCCAAAGAUGCGAAUAAAUCCUCUAAAAAGAAAGACGCUCAGAACCAAUCGUCGCUGGGGGUCCAGCAUGGCCAACAGUCCUCGUCCCCGAACCAGGGCACUCCCACCUCCUCCUCGACGUCCGUGAACGAUGCGAGGAAGUCGCCGGAUAAUGCUGCACAGGCCGGGGCGUUCCCCCCGGGUCAGUACUAUGUUCAACAGGGUGCGGGAGCGGCCGGUCAGCCCGUGAAUAAUGGAGCCCCGGGAACCCCGACAAAGCAAGGACAGCAAAUGGCCCCCAGCGUGGUCAUCAGUCCUAGUGCGCCGCAUGCCCCCCCGCCCGGUGCCGCCGAGACGAUGCCGGGAGAUCUGGCUCCCCCGCGAAAGUCCCACGUCUUCGAUCGCCUCCAGACCACCCCCAAGGAUAUAUCCGAGGGCAUUCGGACUCCCAAGCGUCAGCAUUCGUCGCGAUUCGAUAUCUCCGACCAACGUCAGCGGGAGCUGGAGAAACUUCCCGGCUUCCACGAAGUGCCCCCUAACCGGCGCCAAGAACUGUUCAUGCAGAAGAUCGAUCAGUGUAACAUCAUUUUCGAUUUCAACGACCCCACUGCGGACAUGAAAUCCAAGGAGAUCAAGAGACUGGCGCUCCACGAGCUCCUGGAUUACGUCGCCAACAAUCGCUCGGUCAUCACCGAACCCAUGUAUCCUCGAGUGGUCGAAAUGUUCGCCAAAAACCUGUUCCGACCGAUUCCUCCGCCCGUGACGCCUCAGGGAGAGGCGUUUGACCCGGAGGAGGACGAGCCGGUUCUGGAAGUGGCCUGGCCUCACAUCCAGGUUGUCUACGAGUUCUUUUUGAGGUUCAUCGAGAGUCAGGAUUUCAACACGAACAUCGCCAAGGCCUAUAUUGAUCAUCAUUUCGUGCUCCAGUUACUGGAGCUGUUUGACUCCGAAGAUCCUCGGGAACGCGAUUUCCUCAAGACCACCCUGCAUCGCAUUUAUGGAAAAUUCCUGAACCUGCGGUCGUAUAUUCGCCGGUCCAUCAACAACGUUUUCUUCCAGUUCACAUACGAAACAGAGCGAUUCAACGGUAUUGCGGAACUCUUGGAAAUCCUAGGGUCGAUCAUCAACGGGUUUGCUCUUCCUCUCAAGGAGGAACACAAGCUCUUCUUAACAAGGGUCUUGCUUCCCCUGCACAAAGUUAAGAGUCUCAGCAUGUAUCACCCUCAGUUGGCUUAUUGUAUCGUCCAAUUCCUCGAGAAGGACUCGUCUCUAACGGAAGAGGUUGUCCUUGGACUGCUGCGCUACUGGCCCAAGGUCAACAGCACCAAAGAGGUCAUGUACCUGAAUGAAGUGGAGGAUAUCUUUGAGGUUAUGGACCCGGCCGAGUUUGCAAAGGUUCAGGAGCCUCUGUUCCAGCAGCUGGCCAAAUCGGUUGCAAGCCCCCACUUCCAGGUCGCCGAGCGAGCACUCUACUUCUGGAACAACGAAUACUUCUGUAACCUGGUCAGCGACAAUGUCGAUACAAUUUUACCCAUCAUGUUCCCUCCCUUAACUAUCCACAGCAUGGUGUACAACGCUAUGAAGAUGUUUAUGGAGAUCAACCCCCAACUUUUUGACGAAUGCUCGCAUGAAUACAACGAACGACAAAAUAGCGCCGAACAACGCGAACGAGCUCGACAAAGCCGUUGGGAGAAGGUCGCCGAGCGGGCAAAGGAUAGACAGAACGGCAUUGCUCCGCCUCCGGCGCCGUCGUCUGUGGAGGUUCCAGCCCAGGUGGACGAAGUCGAAUCACUCACCAACGAUAGCCAGAAGCGUCUGCAUGCUUUAAAACUGGAUGAGUCCGGUGCGCCAAUCGAGAGAAGGGCUACCGGGGGAUCGAACUCCGAAGGAGUUGCUUCCACCAUGGAGCGAAACAUCGACAUCUACGCCAGCAAGCUGGCGGAUGAGAAGCUUGCGGAGAUUGCGGACUCUCCUCCAAGCUCUCUGUUGCUUACUUUCGCUUUCCAACCAGAUAUCAAGCUCCGGUCCAAUGUCGCACUUGAAUUACGAGACAAUAUAGAGCCACUAUGCUCCGGUGCGAGCUAUCCCAUCUUUCUUUCCAAGCUAUGGCCCGUCUUCAAGACAAUCCUCAAGGGCGAACCGGUAUUCUCUAGUUCGUCGUUCGAGCAGAAAUUGCGCAACUGUGUUCUCGAGACCCUCCACCGGUUACAAUUGGCAUCUCCCGACGUCGAACCCUACGCUGCGGAUAUGGUAGAUAUGUUGAUGGACUUGGUUCGGAUCGAAAACGAGGAAAACGCCGUUCUGUGCAUGAAGACCAUAAUGGACCUGGAGCGGAAUCAGGCCAAGGCGACCGCGGCCCGGGUACAACCGUUUUUGGAGCUCAUCCAGGAGAUGUUUCAGACGAUGGAGCAGGUGGUCCGAGACACAUUUGACACUCCCAGCCAGGCGACUCCGUCGGGGAUGCCCUCGACGCCCAGUGCAACCGCUCAGAACUUCCAGUCCCCGCGACCAAGCUCACCCGCCACUUCUGUCUCCGACCUCGGCCCAGAUCAGCAGGCCAGCAACAUCCUGCUCAAAGGCAUGCAAUCUUUCAAGGUCCUGGCGGAAUGUCCCAUCAUCGUCGUCUCGAUAUUCCAGACCCAUCGCAACUCGGUCGUGCAGAAUGUCAAGCUUUUCGUGCCCCUCAUAAAGAGUAUCCUGCUGCUGCAGGCAAAGCCGCAGGAGAAAGCGCAUACGGAAGCCGCAGCUCAGGGACAGAUAUUCACGGGCGUUUGCAAGGAGAUUCGAAAUCGCUCCGCUUUUGGUGAAUUUAUCACGGCGCAGGUGAAGACAAUGAGUUUCUUGGCAUACCUUCUAAGAAUGUACGCGCACCAACUGCAAGACUUUCUUCCGACACUUCCAUCGGUCGUUGUACGGCUGCUCCAAGACUGUCCAAGGGAGAAAUCCAGUGCGAGGAAGGAACUCCUUGUCGCCAUCCGUCACAUCAUUAAUUUUAAUUACCGCAAAAUCUUUCUAGAGAAGAUCGACGAACUGCUCGACGAGCGGACUCUCAUUGGCGAUGGCCUCACCGUGUAUGAAACAAUGAGACCCCUCGCCUAUAGCAUGCUGGCAGAUCUGAUCCACCACGUCCGAGACCAUCUAUCCCGCGAUCAGAUUCGCCGCACUGUUGAGGUGUACACCAAAAACCUGCACGAUGAUUUCCCCGGCACGAGCUUCCAGACGAUGAGCGCGAAGUUGCUACUCAACAUGGCGGAACGGAUAUCUAAACUGGACGACAAGCGGGAGGCUCGCUAUUUUCUGAUCAUGAUUCUCGAUGCGAUCGGUGACAAGUUUGCAUCCAUGAACCACCAGUUCGAUAACGCUGUGAAGGUCUCGCAGUUAUACAAGGCGACAAAGAAAGACAUCGAACCCUCAUCAGAGAGAUACCUCGCCGACAAGGACCACCCACCGGACUGGGAUGAGAUUGAUAUCUUUUCCGCUUCUCCCAUCAAGACUUCCAACCCUCGCGAUCGAGGCGGAGAUCCGGUGUCGGACAACAUCUUCCUCUUCAAGAACUUGAUCAAUGGUCUCAAAACCAUUUUCCAUCAGCUCAAGAAUUGCAACCCCGAUCACAUCCAAAUAGAUCCUAACAACGUCCCGAUCAAUUGGUCUGAGGUCUCCUAUGGAUACAAUGCCGAGGAAGUACGGGUGAUCAAGAAACUAUUCCACGAAGGUGCUCGAGUAUUUAAGUACUACGGCGUGGACCAGUCACCCCCGGAUGUGAGCUAUUCCUCGCCAUUCGACUUUCUGGCCAGUCAAUACACGGCGCCCAUGUCUCGCGAGGAGAAGGAACUACUGGAAAGUUUUGGAACCGUCUUUCACUGCAUCGACACCGCGACGUUCCACGAAGUCUUCCACUCAGAGAUCCCCUACCUCCAUGAGCUCAUGUUCGAACAUGGUGCCCUUCUGCACCUUCCCCAGUUCUUCCUCGCCAGCGAGGCCACAUCACCCGCUUUCUCCGGGAUGGUCCUGCAAUAUCUCAUGGAACGGAUCCACGAAGUUGGUACUUCUGACAUGACCAAGGCGAAGAUCUUGCUCAGGAUGUUCAAGCUUUCGUUCAUGGCCGUCACGUUGUUCUCCGUUCAGAAUGAACAGGUGCUUCAUCCCCAUGUCACCAAGAUUGUCACCAAGUGCAUUGAGCUCUCUGUGACGGCGGAAGAGCCUAUGAACUACUUUCUCCUUCUGCGCUCCCUCUUCCGCAGCAUUGGUGGUGGCCGCUUUGAGCUUCUGUACAAGGAAAUCCUUCCGUUACUAGAAAUGCUUCUCGAGACUUUCAAUAAUCUAUUACUCGCAGCGAGGAAGCCACAAGAGCGUGACUUGUAUGUCGAGCUGACUCUUACUGUUCCAGCCCGCCUCAGUCAUCUACUUCCACAUCUCAGCUAUCUCAUGCGCCCGAUCGUCGUGGCGUUGCGUGCGGACUCAGAUCUAGUAGGGCAAGGUCUACGGACGCUUGAAUUGUGCGUGGACAACCUCACGGCAGACUAUCUGGAUCCCAUAAUGGCCCCGAUCAUGGAUGAAUUGAUGACAGCGCUCUGGGACCACCUUCGUCCGCAUCCCUAUAACCAUUUCCAUGCUCACACGACAAUGAGAAUAUUGGGCAAGCUGGGUGGCCGCAACAGGAAGUUCCUCAACCAUCCCCCGGAUCUUUCUUUCGAGCAGUAUACCGACGAUGCGCCGAGCUUUGACAUCAAGCUUAUUGGACCCAGCGAAAAGCGACCGUUCCCUAUCGGAAUCGGCGUGGACCUGGCGAUUGGGAAAUUGAUGGAGUCUCCGAAGACCGCUGAAGCAAAGGCGUCUGACAUCUACUACAAGCAACAGGCCUUCCGCAUGCUCUCUUCCCAGCUGAAGCUUUAUAUCGGACAUGAAAACCUUCCAGAUGACCUUGCCUCGCUCAUUCGCCUGCAUGCAAAUGAUCUUUUCGAGAACAAGACUACCGACAUGGGAGACAUCAUGGAUAAGUCCGAUCGUUCCAGCUCUAUCCCGAAGAAGUUAUCGCAGGAGGGUUCCUUGAAGAAGCUUCUGAAAGCCUGUAUCUUUGCCACCACCAUUCCAGAGCUCCAGCAAACAGCGACUGCUUUCGUUGCCGAGACCUGCAGGCACUUUGCUAUUGUUGAGGUGGGUCGAGCACUGGCUCAAGUUAGGCACACCAGAAAGCCCUUUGAUGUUUCCAGCGGAGAAGGGCCUGUGUACCUUGACUCACGUGUCCUCGCUGAAGCCGUGGUUGAAUGCCUGUCUUCCGACAACGCCGAGGUUCGUGAUGGUGCCCAGGCAGCGAUGCAAGUGAUGAAAGAAGCAGCAGCUGUUAUGUUCGGCACACCAGACCGCGUAUCGAAGCUGCCGUUCUUCCAGCACUUGGGUCGUGUCUUCUGCCACAGCUGCCACAGCGAGGAGUGGUUUACGAAGGCUGGCGGCAGUCUAGGUAUCCACCUCUUCGCAACUCAGCUCGACCUGGGUGACACUUGGCUCUUCGACAAACAGGCCGAGUUUGUCCGAGCUCUCAUGUACGUGAUCAAGGACACGCCGGCCGACCUUCCUGCCAGUACACGCGUACAAGCGCGAGACACCCUGGACUUGAUUCUAAGAAAGUGCUGCAAGAAUGUUUCCAAGGAAGACAUGAAGAACGAGAAGAGCCGACUCUAUUCGCUCUGCGGGUUCUUUGUGUACGAACUGUCCCACAUGAACAAGUUCGUCCGUGAGGCCUCUCGUCGGAGUUUCUCAACCAUCGCCGAAGUUCUUGGCUGCCAACUUCACGAGUUGAUCUUCCCCGUCAAAGACCGUCUACUGCAGUCGAUCUUCAACAAGCCUUUGCGCGCUCUGCCUUUCUCCACCCAAAUCGGCUUUAUCGAUGCGAUCACAUUCUGCUUGGGCUUGCAUAACAAUAUCGUCACUUUCAAUGAUCCGCUCAACCGGCUGAUGCUCGAGUCUCUUGCCCUGGCUGAUGCCGAUGAUGAGUCUCUGGCACCUAAACCUAAUGAGUUCAAGAACGCGGAAAUGAUUGUCAACUUGCGGGUUGCUUGUCUUCGCCUAUUGUCGAUGGCGAUGAGUUUCCAGGAGUUCGCCAACACUCCUCAAAACACGAGUCGUGCUCGCAUCAUUUCCGUCUUCUUCAAAUCGCUCUACUCACGAUCGCCCGAAGUUAUUGAGGCCGCCAACGCGGGUCUGCGGGAUGUUCUCACCCAGACCAACAAGCUCCCCAAGGAUCUGCUGCAGAACGGUCUCCGCCCGAUCCUCAUGAAUUUGCAGGAUCCCAAGCGGUUGAGUGUCGCGGGACUCGAUGGACUAGCCCGGUUGUUGACCUUGCUCACCAACUACUUCAAGGUCGAGAUUGGUGCUCGUCUUCUGGACCACAUGAAGGUGAUUGCCGACGACGCUCUCCUGCAAAAGGUGUCUUUCAGCCUUGUCGAGCAAAACCCGCACAUGAAGAUCGUCGCUGCCAUCUUCAAUAUCUUCCACCUGCUCCCGUCGGCUGCAACAUCCUUCAUGGAACACCUGGUAAACAAAGUCCUAGACCUUGAGGAGAAGCUCCGCAGAACAUCGAACAGCCCUUUCAGAAAACCGCUCGUCAAGUACCUGAACCGUUACCCGAAAGAGAGCUUGGCAUUCUUCCAGGCUCGCUUCAAAGAGGAGCGAUUCGGGCGCUUCUUUGGACAGGUUCUUGCGGAUCCGGAAAGUGAGAGUUUGCGUGCUGCAGUUGUUGCCGACACCGAAGGUUUCACGUCUGCCGCCUUUGCCCAAGAUGCGGCGGAUGGCAAGAACACAGCUGCAAUUAACGGAAUCUAUGUUGUGCAUUCGAUCUGCUCGUUUGAAUCCACCAAGCGCUGGUUGGUUUCGCAUGCGGACCUGAGAACAAAGAUCUUGAAUUCUGGACGUGAUUUGGAGAGGAAGCUGCGCAACGAUAAAUUACCCGCCAAUGAGCGACUGAGAGUCGAGCAGGCCGAGGAUCAAUUGAUGGAUGUGUUUACAAUCUAUCUGGCGGAGUCGGUGCAGGACUUGGACUUCCUUUUCGAAGUGAUGGACGGCUUGUCUGCGGACGAACUGAAACGUACCCUGGCAUUCCCGAAGUUCAUCUAUCACCACAUUAUCACCAACGAAUCCAUCGACUACCGGCGCUCGGUCAUUAUGCGAUGUCUGGAUCUCUACGGCCAGCGGUCGUGCUCGCAAAAAAUGAAGACUUAUGCCUUCCGUCAUCUGGUCAACCCCAUCUUCGCGAUGGACGUUCAGACAACAUGGAACAACCCACCGAACAGCCCCAAGUUGAUGGACAAGAGCAUGACCGAAUUCAUCCAGAGUCGUCUGUGGAAGCCUCAACUAGCCGAUCUGAGUGAAGAAUCCAACCAAGCUGGUGUCGACCAUUCCCGCAUGGAACUUUUGCAACUCUCUGCGCUGCUGAUCAAGUACCAUCACCAAACUGUGCAAGAUUCGCGAAAAGACAUCAUCAAGUUUGCUUGGAACUACAUUCGGCUGGAAGAUAUCAUCAAUAAGUACGGCGCAUAUGUCCUCAUCAGCUAUUUCAUUGCGCAUUAUGAGACGCCGUUCAAGAUUGUCGUCCAGGUCUAUGUUGCUCUGCUAAGGGCACACCAAAACGAGGGCAAAGCUCUUGUCACUCAAGCCUUGGACGUUCUGGCUCCUGUGUUGCCCACCAGGAUCUUGGCAGCAAGCAGCAACGCCCAGACACCGGAUACUCGAUACCCGCUGUGGGCUAAAUGGCCUCGGCGCAUUCUGGCCGAAGAAACGGCCAACCUGCAGCAGGUUAUGUGCAUCUUCCAAUUCCUCGUGCGCCAGCCAGAUCUUUUCUACGAGUCGAGGGAGCAUUUUGUCCCCCUGAUUGUCCCCUCCUUGGUCAAGAUCGCCUCGCCGCCUAAUUCGUCGAACGAAAGCAAGAAGCUCGCCCUGAAUUUGAUCAACCUCAUCUGGCUUUGGGAACAGAAGCGCGUCGAAAGUCAGGCUGCUUUGCCAAAUGGUACGCAUGAAUCGCCAAGCAUGAAGAAACGGAAGCUGGAGGACGGCCAAGCUACGUCCACUCCUUCUCCAGCACUGGGACCUCCCAGUUCCCGUGAACGCACUGAAUAUAUGGUUCCUUCGGAUCUUCGGGCAAACCUGACGAAAUAUCUCAUUUCAUUCAUUACGACCGUCCCUGAGCGGUUCCCUGUUCCUGCUGCUCAUAUCCGCGAUCUUCCUUCGAACAAAUCGCAGCCUCCCGUCCUCACGGGCGACAUGAUCAAGAAGGCUAUGUAUUUGUUGCGAAAUCUACUGUCGCCGGAGUACUGGGGUGAUCUUGACAUUGAGCUAUACCAAAAAGUCACGGAACCCAUCCUCGUGGGAGAAAAGGCGGACAAGCCGGACGAAAAGCACGUCACGAGUAUGGUCAAUGCUCUGCAAGUCGUGCGGGUACUUCUUGCCGCAAAGACCGAUGACUGGAUCAUGGCCCGCUUGCCCUCAAUCCAAAAGCUGUUCGAGAAACCUCUGCGUUCAGACAAUCCAGAGAUUCAGGACUGUCUUCAGGGCUUGGAAGACGAAAUCGACAUCUCCCCCAAGCUUCCGCCUCCCGUAAUGCGUGUCCUGGACGCUCUUCCGGAUGACCAACCGGAGGAAGAAGAUGCAAUGGAUGUUGAACACUCGCCUUCUGAGUUUGUAACGUAUUUGUCCGCUAUCGCGACCGAAACCCUCUCAGCCAACAACUACGUGUCGAGCCUGAAUGUUCUUUGGACGCUGUCUAAGAGCAAGCCCGCUGAGAUGGAUGCUCAUAUUGCAUCGGUCAUGAAGGCAUUCUCCCAGAAAUUAGCAAAGGAGCAUGUUGCGGCCUCCACGAACAACACUGCCCAAAACAACAAUGGACAAAAUAACAACGGACAAAACAAUGGUGCCAAACCAGCAGAAGGAGUGCCUGAUCAGCAGGAAUAUGAGAUCGGAGUUGAUCUGAUCUUCAAGACAAUUGAGUUGAUCUCCGUACGCAUGUCCAACCUUGGAGAGCAAAGGCGUCCUUUCCUGAGCGUGUUGGCGCAACUCGUGGAGCGAUCCCAAAACAUCAAGCUUUGCAGCAAGGUGCUCGGUAUGGUCGAGAGCUGGAUAUUCCAAUCGACGGAGUCUUGGCCGACCUUGAAAGAGAAGACGGCUGUCUUGCAUAAGAUGUUGCUCUUUGAAUCGAGAUCGGACCACACAAUGCUCAAGAAGUUCCUGGAUCUGGUUAUUAGAAUUUACGAAGAUUCCAAGAUCACUCGGACUGAGCUGACGGUCCGCCUAGAGCAUGCUUUCUUGAUUGGAACUAGGACGGAAGAUGUGGAUAUGCGCAAUCGGUUCAUGACAAUCUUCGACCGCAGUCUGACCCGCCUUGCCAGCUCCCGACUCAGUUAUGUGCUUACCUGCCAAAACUGGGACACUCUUCAAGAUUCUUUCUGGCUGUCGCAGGCGGCCCAUUUGGUUCUGGGCUGCGUUGACAUGAAUGGCUCGGCGAAGCUCCAUCCGGAUGAUUACACCCUUUAUCCGGUGUCCUUCCUCUACAGCAACGCUGAAAAGGAUUCAAGAAAGGCUGAUGUCAUGGUAGAUGCCCAGCUGGAGGCGUUUGUCACGGAGCGCAGGCGGUUCGUGUCCGAACUUGGCGAUGUCAAAGCUCGCGAUCUCAUGGAGCCGCUCUGCCAACUCCAGCACACUGAUCCCAAUGUUGCCUAUACUCUCUGGACCAAUCUCUUCACCAUAUUCUGGUCCACCCUGUCAAGGGAGGAUCGCAUUGACCUGGAGAAGGGAAUGGUUACUCUUAUCACUCGCGAAUACCAUCGAGGACAACUGGACAAGAGGCCCAACGUUGUACAAGCGUUGCUAGAAGGCGCCGUUCGAGCCAAGCCUCGCUUCAAGAUUCCUCCGCAUGUGAUGAAGUACCUGAGUCGCACUUAUGAUGCCUGGUACACCGCGGCAACCUACCUGGAAGAAACUGCUAUCAACCCCAUCAUUGACACACCGACGGUCCGCGAAAGCAAUCUUGACGCCUUGGUUGAGGUCUACGCCGGCUUGCAGGAAGAUGAUUUCUUCUAUGGGACAUGGCGACGGCGCUGCAAGUUUGUUGAGACGAAUGCUGCUAUCUCUUAUGAACAGCAAGGGAUGUGGGAUAAGUCUCAACAGUUGUACGAGAAUGCGCAGAUCAAAGCGCGCUCAGGCGCAAUGCCAUUCUCUCAAGGCGAAUAUUACCUAUGGGAGGAUCAUUGGCUGAUCUGUGCUCAGAAGCUGCAGCAAUGGGAGAUCCUUAGCGACUUUGCCAAGCACGAAAACUUGAACGAUCUUCUGCUGGAGGCCGCGUGGAGGAACAUCGAGAACUGGCAGAGUGACGGAAACAGAGAGCAGCUCGAGUCGUUGAUCAAAUCCGUCUCUGACGCCCCCACACCAAGACGAACAUUCUUCCAGGCGUUCAUGGCGCUGCUUCAGUUCCACAUUAAGAAGGACAACCUGCAGGACUUCAACGGUGUCUGUGACGAGUCAAUUCAGCUGUCCAUUCGCAAGUGGCUUCAACUGCCUAAGAGGAUUACCAAUGCACAUAUUCCGAUUCUGCAGCACUUCCAGCUUCUGGUUGAGCUCCACGACGCAAGCCACAUCUGCGGCAGCCUGGCACAGACCAACGACCGGAACCUGGACACGAAAUCUGCAGAGCUGAAGCUGCUGCUGGGAACUUGGCGGGACCGUCUUCCCAACUUGUGGGAUGAUAUCAAUGCCUGGCAAGACCUGGUUACUUGGCGUCAGCACAUCUUCCAGCUGAUCAAUGCGACAUACCUCGGCUUGCUACCUCCCCAGACCAACAAUGUGGCUAGUAACUCCUAUGCCUACCGUGGGUACCAUGAGACGGCGUGGAUUAUCAACCGCUUCGCUCAUGUCGCUCGUAAGCAUCAAAUGCCCGAGGUCUGCAUCAAUCAACUCAGCCGCAUCUAUACUCUGCCCAAUAUCGAGAUCCAGGAGGCGUUCCUGAAACUGCGAGAGCAAGCGAAGUGCCACUACCAGAACCCCAAGGAGUUGAACAGCGGAUUGGAUGUCAUCAACAAUACGAAUCUGAAUUAUUUUGGUGCGCAGCAGAAGGCCGAAUUCUACACGCUCAAGGGCAUGUUCCUAGCCAAACUCAACCAUGUCAACGAGGCGAAUGAGGCAUUUGGCGUCGCGCUCUUUUACGAUCUGCGACUUGCUAAAGCCUGGUCUGAGUGGGGUCAGUACAGUGACCAGCGAUUCAAAUCCGACUCGUCGGAUUACGAAUUGGCUAGCAACGCCGUCAGCUGCUACCUGGAAGCUGCUGGACUCUACAAGAAUUCCAAGUCCCGCAAGCUGCUCAGUAGAAUCCUCUGGCUCCUUAGUCUGGACAAUGACGAAGGACGCGUGGCGAACGCUUUUGAAAGUUUCAAGGGCGAAACCCCCGUCUGGUACUGGAUUACGUUCAUCCCGCAGCUGCUCACCAGCCUGUCGCAUCGUGAAGCUCGCCUCUGCAAGGCCGUUCUGGUCAAGAUCGCCAAGCUAUAUCCUCAGGCUCUUUUCUUCUUGCUCCGUACAAACAGAGAAGACAUGCUCAACAUCAAGAAACAGCACGAUCAGAAGCAGGAGAAACUGAACCGGGCUAGACAGCAGCAGCAGCUUGCUUCGCCGCAGCCCAAGCCUUCCCCUGCAGCCGCCGAUGGUUCGCCGAUGCAAAACGCCCAAGCCAACGCCGGCCAGGGCGCGCAGCCGAACAACCAGCAACAGGUGCAAAACCAAGGCCAGUCUCAUCCCCAGGGACUGCCUCAAGGACAAAGCCCUCAGAUCAACAACCAGGUCCAGGCCCAGCAAUCUCCUGCUCAGAACCAGAUGCAGUUGCCGCAAGGCCAGAACGGCACGCCAAACCAGGGCCAGAACCCUAUGCAACAGCCCCAAGGGCAGCAGAACAAUCUUCAGGUUCCUCCUGGUCCCAACGGAACGCCACAGCAGAACCAGAAUGCCGGCGCAGAAGCGGAGAAGGAGCCUCUCAAGAAACCAUGGGAGUAUUCCGACGAGAUCAUGUCUGGCCUCAAGACAGCUUUCCCGUUGCUCGCGCUGUCGAUGGAGACAAUGGUCGAUCAGAUCCACAAAAACUUCAAGUGUCCUCCGGACGAGGAUGCUUAUCGUCUGAUUGUUGCCCUUCUGAACGAUGGACUGGCGUAUGUUGGCCGCAUGCCGGGCUCGUAUGCACUGGAUUUCAAAUUGCCUGCUGCCACGGAGGCCAACAUCACUCGCUUCGCGGAGACUAUCCUGCCAGCUCACAUUCGCAAGUCCUUCGAGGCUGACUUUGUUGUCAAGAAGCCGACCAUGUAUGAAUACAUCCAGAAGCUGCGCCGCUGGAGAGACAAGUUCGAAGAGAAGCUUGACCGUCGGCCUCAGUCUCAGUUCCUGGAGAGCUACUCGCCUCAUCUCAGUGAAUUCCGAUUCCUCAAGUUCGAUGAGGUCGAGGUGCCCGGCCAGUACCUGCUGCACAAGGACAAGAACCAGGAUUUCGUUCGUAUUGAUCGGUUCUUGCCUGAUAUCGAUCUGGUGCGCGGCAUUGGUGUCUGCCACCGUCGCCUGAAGAUCCGCGGUCAUGACGGCAGCGUGCAUCCUUUCGCUGUCCAGCAUCCAGCGGCUCGUCAUUGCCGACGGGAGGAGCGGAUCUUGCAGCUCUUCCGUAUCUUCAAUGGUCUCUUGGGCAAACGUAAGGAGAGCCGACGACGCAACCUGUAUUUCCACCUUCCUCUUAUGGUUCCCUUGGCUCCUCACAUCCGUCUGGUUCGUGAUGAUCCGUCGUACAUUUCCAUGCAGGGAAUUUAUGAGGAUUACUGCCGUCGGGUUGGCAUCAACAAGGACGAUCCUGUUCUGUUCACCAUGGAGAAGAUGAGGUCGUUGGCAGAGACCAAGCAAAACCGCACGCCCGAUCAGCAGCAACUUCUUCGCGGCGAGAUCCUCACAGCCAUCCAGGAGAAAUGGGUUCCCAAUACCGUUGUGCUGGAUUACUUCCAGAACACGUACCCCAAUUUCGCGGACUUCUGGCUCUUCCGCCGGCAGUUUACCUACCAAUACGCUGCGAUCGCAUUCAUGACCUACGUGAUGCACAUGGGCAACCGGUAUCCCAACAAGAUCAUGAUCUCGAGGACCACGGGCGACAUCUGGGGCUCCGAGCUCAUCCCCGCCAUCAACCCUGCCAAGGCCUUCUUCUACAACCCCGAACAGGUGCCUUUCCGAUUCACGCCCAACAUCCAGACGCUUUUGGGACCCAUUGCCACCGAGGGUCUCUUCGCGUGCGCGUUGAUGGCGAUUGCGCGAUGCCUGACCGAGCCUCGACACGAGCUCGAGCAGCAACUCAGCAUCUUCGUGCGCGACGAGAUGAUGUUCUGGGCUACGGCUCAGCAUCGUGGUUCCCUGCCUGUUCCGCAGCUCCGCGAUCUGGUCUUCAACAACAGUGAUGUGAUCGUCAACCGGGCCGUCAGCCUUGCCAGCCCCCCUGAAGGCAACCUUCCUGCCAACCAAACCACCAUCGACCUCAUCUCCAAGGCCGUGAAUCCCCAGCAUCUGGCUUCUUGCGACGCUCUGUGGAUGCCAUACCUUUAG